This is a messenger RNA of Mitosporidium daphniae, 7860 nucleotides long. RefSeq lists its product as uncharacterized. The transcript is spliced from 2 exons. NCBI's taxonomy places the organism in Eukaryota, Fungi, Microsporidia. The coding region runs from base 1 to 7860 and encodes 2619 amino acids. The record is from RefSeq and is a predicted model, not a curated record.
AUGACUGGCGACCACCAGGUUUGGCCAAGGGAUCAUCAUUUGUCGCCAAAACUGGAGGACGCUCUUGCUGCCAUGCUUGGCGAUCUUAAUUUAGAGCAUGCAUUUUUGGAAACUAACGAUGAUUUUGGAAAUUUUAUCGAUAAAUUUUUCUCUUUUGCCGCUACUUCCUUUCGAACUUGCAAGGCUUUGGUAGGGGCCCUACAUGGAGUUUCUAAUUUUAGGAAUAAUGAACGUCCUAAAGUUCAUGCCAUGUCAAUUCAUCUUUUAGUUUUGCUAAUUUGCCAAGAUAAGAUGUCCAGUCUUUCUGAAAAGUCUUUGAAACUUUUCUAUCAAAACAUGCACUUGAUCGCCGUAAUCUUGUUCCAUUUGGUAAGGCUAGGUGGCUGCAAUAUGAAAACACGUCGGCUUUGCAACGCUCUUUUUAAGAACCUCAUAGCUGGACUCAAAAAUUCAUCCUCUAUUAGAUGUUCCUUUUUAAUGCAGAAAGAUCUUAUUUCAGAACUGAGAGCAAAUCCCCUAUUAUCUCAAGACUCGUUCGUAUUGGGACCUUUCAUUUGCAUUUUCAUGUCAUCUUUUGAAGAAAUUUCGUUUGCCAAUUCAGCGCUUACUUAUGUGUGUGAACAAAUAUUUUCAUCCUCACCAGGAACUACAUUUAGCGCCGUUUUGCAGCUUUUAGUGGAUUCAUUUUCUUCAAAAAAUUAUCAUCAUGUAUUUUUUGAAACAUUCUUGAAGCUCUUUUCACGACAGGUUUUAAGAAAUCUUCAAAAUACUCUGCUAAAUACUCGUGUGGUCGUAGAAAAGAUGUGCUCUUCCCCGGUUCCUGUGAAUUUUGAAAAGGUUUGGAAUCAGGGCCUUAGGGAGGGUGUUAUUUCAGGGUUGAAGUCUACACUGUCAUCUGCGAGAAUCGAAUCUGCCAAAAUUAUCCGCAUUUUACUAGAAAAGACUGAAAGUGUCGACAUCGUUUGCGACGUGGUCGCCUUUAUCAUUUCAUCGGGCCUUUCAAUAGAUGUCCGGCUUUCAGCAUUGCAAGCUUUUCAUUUGCGUGAUACCGUUACACAAAAGUUCAAGCAUGCGCUGGUCGAAAUGCUGAUAACGCAACUAAUCUUCCCUGUAAAGACCUCUGUAAGCUCACCUACCAAAGGUGUAGGGGAGAUCAAAAUCCCCGAUAAUGUCUUAUUUUCGGUGCUUUCAAUAAUUGUUUCUCAGCUUGCAGAUGAUUCCUGCUUUCCUGAUUCUCUGCUAGCGCUAGUUCAAAGUAAAAAUGAAAUUGUCCUUGCUUCUCUGGCAUCGUGGAUUUCUCUUGGAUUUUUUUCAACCAAUAGAGACUCUCCAGAUCUUCCUCCCUUUUCAAUGCAAUCAAAUCUGGCUAUUUGGCAGGUGAUGACAAGAUCAAUUCUAUUGGAAGGUAGCGCUCAGGUUUACACAUCUCCAGUUUUCAAAUCUGAUUUUGUAAAGUCAUUUUCAGAAUGGGCUUUGCGAUUACCGCCAGGAAAUAUAAUUCCCAGUCUCCUUCUUUUUGGAUUUGUAUCGGAAAUUUUUAAACAGGAGCCCAUUUCCUUGCAUUCGACUUCAAUUUUGCAGCGCCUCUUUCCGGUUGCAAUUUCGUAUGCCAUCGCAUUUAACGAUCCCGAAAGAGCGGGAAAGAUCCUUGCCGUCCAUGUUGCGGAUCGUUCUUCUUUUAUAGAGCUUCUUUUUUCGUGUAAAAUCUUCCAUCACCAAGGAUUUACCUUGAAAGAGCCUCAGCAAAAUGACUCCUCAAUGUCGGCAUUUAAUUGGACAUUAUCGGUGGCAAGGUUUUUUUCUGGCUUGGUGGCUGUAAAUCAAGAGUUGCUUGAUCCGAUUUUGGAACAUUCAUUUGUGUCUUUGGCCCCAUAUGGAUAUCCAAAUAUUUGGAGUUUUCUCUAUAAGUAUCUGGUAGAGGGACCUUCAUCUUCCUCUAUUAAUUCGUGGUUGGGUCAGAGAUCUUCUCUUCUGUUGAAAUGCAUCGAAUUCUGCAAGGAAGACCACAAGAACUUUGUGUGCCUCUUGAAAUUUAUCUUUGCUAAUCUUAAUGCAAAAGACAUUUUGUUGAAGAUUGGCCACCUACUUUUGCUUGAGCUCCCCUUUGCUGAUUCGCAUCGAAUAUUUAAAUUAUUUCUCUCAAGCUCUUCUGUUUUACAGGAAAUCACAGAGUUGUAUUACUUGUUUGGGUGCAGAAUUAUCAAAACAAAUGAUCCUCUGCUAAUAGCUGAAUACUUUCCGCAUUCCCUUUCCGGAGAAUAUAAAAACCUCUCAACGUUGCCAGCUUUGUUGCUGAAAAAGAUGAAUGAACAUUCUUCUACGCUGAUAAUCAGAGAGUUGAUAGCUGGUGUUCUACUUUCAGCAGCCUUUCUUAACAAUCAUGACCAUGAUGCUCAUAUUGCGUUUAAUGAUCAAGAUCCCGAGCCUCUUUUAAAUGAAGAAAUAGAAGAUACCUCUCUUGAUGUCAUUCGGAUCUUUGAAGUGAUUCGUGGUAUUCAACUGGUCCUUCAUGCCCAAACACUCAAUACGCAAGUCUAUUCAUCAUCAAAUGAGGCUGCUUUAAUCAUCCCUACUCAGGUAAUCAUUAAGCUUUUGAGACUUGUUUUGCAUAAACCCUCUCCUUUGUUAUUGACUGAUCACUAUUCAGCCCUUGGGGCAAUGGAGGAUUUGUUUUCAGAUAACAUGCCUCUGCUUCGUUCAAAGGACCAACAACUUGUGACUUUCAUUGAAUCUAUGGCUCUUUCAUAUCUUGCGUCUUCAUCGAGACUUUCUGCACUUAUACUUUUGCAUGUUUUGACGGGCCUCGUACCGCAGUAUCGUGCAUCGGAAAAUUACCAUUCAGAGCGCAUCACACUGCUCAUUUAUUGUUGUAUCUUUGAGAAUGCAGAGGAUUUUCCGGAAGACCAAGAGAACGACGAAUCCAAGAUAGACAAUAUUUUUCUUUCAUCAAGAAUUUGUUCCAUUGCAACGACUCUUUUCACUGCAUUUGAUGUUGGUAAGGAGAAUUUUUGCAGACCCUUGUUGGAAAUUUGGCGGCUAUAUCAUGAGCAGGAUGGAACGAAUGUUGCCGGUGAAAGAACCCUAUACACUCCAUUUGUCGAGUGGAAUGUCGCUAAAGCUCUUUCUACGCAGCUUAUUAAAUGCUCCAUGACUAACACUCAUGUUGCAGAAGAAGAGGAUCCGCUUCUGAUCAUCGAAUAUGUUUCCAAAUCCUAUUUCCGAUUUCUUGAUGAAUUGAUAAGUGCACCCGGUCACUUGAGGCAUCGUCAGGAGACCCUUCUGCUCAGGGACUUGAAACCUCGAAAAGAUCUUUGUUCUUUGCUUGAUGCAUUUUGGGGCGCAAUCUCUGAUCAGCUGGUUUCAUCCAAUUCGAUCGAUAUUGACGGCGAGUCCAUGACGCGCUGCAUCUCUGUUCUGCUACACCGUUUCUACGAAUUCAUUUGCAAGGGGCCCCUGUGUUGGGACCCAAGUUUGGAGAUCAGGGAGAAAUUUUCUCAGCUUGCUUGCUGGAUAACACAUCAAGUUGCCUCUAGCCAGCCACUUCAUGUCUGUGAAUCAAUUCAGAGCCUUUUCGAGAGCAUAAUUAAAUCGGAAGAUUUUACGUCAUUCCCGAAGGCAUCCCAUGAAGAGAUGAAAACCUAUGUCUGCUCUUGGCUCCCUCUUCUUAAUCCAAUACAAGACAAUUCGAUAUGGGCUCACAAUGCUAAAAUUGCAUGUGAGAUCCUUGGUUCACCGGCCAACUUGAUAAGUAAGCCUCUUUUAACGGAAGCUGGAAAGCUCCUUACAAAAGUCCCUUUAUCGAUUGAGCUUUUUUUUGGUUCCUAUCAUGAUCAACCCGUAAGCGAUGGAUCGUUCAUGUCACCGGCCAAAACAUCUUCCUUGACACGAUCUAGCUGCCCUACGCCGCUUUCAGCAUAUGCUUUAGGUGUCAUUAAGGUAGUUCAAAUGGAAAGAGGAACCAUAUCGAUGUUUUCUAUUGACGAUAGCCUUUCACCGGCAGAGCAUCUGUCUCUCUUUGAUGCUGUCCUUUCAAUGAGGGGUAACCAAAGCGGGGAUGGACCCUGGGGCCAUCUCUUUCUCUCAAAUCUCACGAGUCUUUAUGAAAUUGCUUCCAAGGCCAGUGGUACCAAGUUGGCGGAAAACGAAGAGAUCAUUCUUGGGUGGGCAAAAGCCGCAGAAAGAAACCACCUUCUGUUCCAAGGGCGUUUCAUUGAUGCGUUGAUCACAAUGAUAUCUUCUGAAGACGAUGAAAGCUGGAAAUCUAAAAUACUGGCCGUUCGUUCGCUUUCCAUGAUGAUUUCUUGCGCCGCAAUGGAAGGAAGAAUCGGAGCUGUUAUUGAAGCCGUGGCCAGGCGCAACAUUCUCUUUAGUUCGCAUCGCACUCUUCAGCAGACAGCUAUUUGCUUUUUGGAAUCGCUUUCAGCACCGAAAACUGCUUCUCAAACCCCUCCUUCGGCGGUCUUGGUUGCGACGGCCACAGAGAUUGUUUACGCAAUUGUUGAUGCCCCUUCGCAUUUAUCUCGUACCAUCGGUGGGCUUUUUGGACGCGUCUUUUGGGAACCGCUGCCUAGAGCCACCACCCUUUUAUUGGUGCUGAUGCUGCGUUCUGCCCUCGGACCCGCCAGCCAUGGCCUAUUGAAUGCGGACGGCCGUCGCAAGGCCGCUCUAUUUUCAUCGCUGCUGCCGAUGGUUACUACGACCCAGAUAGACCUUUUAUUUAUCACCUCAAUGCUUACUCCAUAUCUCUUGAAAAUGGCGGAGGGCGAUCCUAUCGCAGCAAAUCGCCUGACAGCAUCGCGCGCUCUUGCCUCCAUCGUUACAGCUAUGGAUCAAGACGGAAUUCUUUCUGGUACCUUUCAUGAGAAAAUCCAUAGCCGGUUUCUUCAAUCGAAUUCGGACAAUGCUUCAAGUGAUGACAUCGAUGAUAACUGCCUCAAUCAUCCUCAAAAUUGCAAGUUGCCUGCCGACAACCUUCACUUGGAGUGUCAACUUUGGGCAGAAAUCAAAUCGGGGACAUCUCAAUUGAAAGGGGGACACUCUGCUGCUCUUCCCCUUUCGUGGAUAUUGUUAACCCGUGGCUGGAGCCGCUUCAAUUGUCUCGAACUUGUCAAAGAUCGUCUCCAUACGCUUUGGCUUCCGCUUAUUCUUCAAAACGAGCUUGGAGCCGCCCUGCUUCUGGAAAACAUCGUGCAAACAUUUGGCCUUUUUUUCGUUCCUUUUUUACGAGAAACUAUUGACUUUGUAUUUUCAAAUAGUCGCAUCGGUCAGGAUGAUGGUAAAGAGCGCGGGUUGGAAAGGCUCCUUCAUGCGAUAGUAGAUGCAUAUACACACUAUAACUGGAUUACCAUUUAUCCCCAUCAAAACAAGCUCGCCAUCUCUGAGACAAUGCCAGAUGCUUCAGCUACUUUAAUUGAAGCCCAGGUUUCUGAUAUCGAUUCCCCGCCCAUUUAUGAUGGCCGUUUUUCGCCUCUCAUGUGUUAUGUUCCCGGUAUUCUUCUUGGGGCACUUGCGCGAAAGAUGGCCGAAGCCCCUCCUGGGCUUCCUCAGUUAUUAGCUCUCGAUGCGCUUACUCGCUGGGCAGAACUUAGAUCUGCCCCAUCCGCUUCGUCAAUUUUGGAGAUGAAAUACGCUCACUCCAUGGGUGCUAUUCUUCGGCAAGCUUUAUCUUGUCAAGAUCCCGGAGUUUCUACAUCAUCCUAUUCGGACUCCACUUCUCCUGUACAGGGGCUCUCGACAUCGCCAACCAUGUGUGCUAGUUUGAAACUUGAGUGUUCAUCUAACUUGGAUAUAGUCUCAUAUGAACACUUUCUUGCUGAACUUUAUUGCAUCAGGCUUGUUCCGCAUAUUUCAAAUAACAUACGCUCACAGUCUCUUACGCUUUGGAAAGUUCUUGUCGAACAUUCGCCUAGAACUAUUUUUCAAAUUUUGGGCGAUAUUUUCAGAUGCUUGGCCAAGGGGCAUCUUCUUUUCUUUCCACCAACCGAAAACGUUGAGAAAGAGGACAAGCUUGUUGAGUCCCGUAGUCAAGAACCAGAAUCAAAAGCUAUGGCCGAGCUUUUUUCCAAAUUUGGCGACAAAUUCAUUGAGCAAAGGUCGCAAGAUGCCCUGGAUCGCUGUCUUCAAGGUACUCCCAACCGUGGUCAAGGUGCCGUUAUAGGCAUGCUGGUCCUCCAUGUGCCCAUGCUUUCCCAAUCUUUCAAUACGACGAUUCGCGACUAUGCACAACGACACAAGAAAGGUGUUCCUGUAUCCCAAUCUCCUCUCGGGCCGGUGUUGAAAAUUUUCAAAAGCUUUGACGAUUGUGUUGAUUCCUAUCUUCCAUUUCUCUCCUCUUUAUUACAACUUACGUUGAAAAAGGACGUCAUCAUAUUACUUCGUUGGCUGCUCAAUGCUGUUCUUCCUCCGUUUCCUAAGCAAACGAGCGACCCCAUGAUGGGGAAAAGCUUGCUGAAAACAUCCACUCUUCUGGUACAAGCAUUUCAUAAACUCCUCCCAGUAAGUACACACGUGGAAAUCCUUACCACUUUGCUUGAUUGGGCGGUUUCCAUGACCCAGGAAAUUGCUACCGCAGAUAACAUGAUCGUUUUGAUUGAAGUUUCAUUUGAGCUUUUAGAAAUAUUCAAAGUUCCAGAGCCAUUUGUGGAGAGCCUUCCAUUUGUUUUACUUCUUGCUUCUGCUAAUGUUCGCUUGGAUGUUGACGAUGCUGUUGUUGAGCAGUUUGUAAGGUCUCUACUUGGUGUUUCUCCGUCAAUUCAUUUUUCAAAAUUACUGGCAUCUUGUGGAUGUGUUCAAUGUGGCUGCAGUACGGCCAGUCACUUCUUAAACAAAAUUAUAUUGCAUCACAAUUGUGAGGAGCUGAGCUCACUGCUGCCGUUAAUUUUGCGUGUCUUGGUGCAGGAACCUGAUGUCGCUAUGACUGUCAUGCCGGAGUUGUUUGGAAAACUUUUCUCAAUCUUCCUUUCGAAGGAAGGAUAUGCCGUAAAUAACAAGGGCGCCUCUUCGCCUUCCUUAACCGCUUCGCUUCUUCUUUUAACUAAAGAAAACCGCACAUAUUGUGAGUGCCUCAGUUGUUUCGACGAUGAUAUUUCUACGCUUGAGAUUGGCCCCUGCGUUAGAGGCCCGCCAGCGGCAGCCCGUAGGAUUUUGGAGUGCUCCACGCUGAUGGGCGAAAACAUGGAUGUAGAAGCGGCAGAUGCUGCCAUCAAGAUAUAUGUGGGAGCUCUUGUUUCACCAGGAUCUGGAGAGGAUGAUAGGCUUUUGUGCGUCAAAGGUCUCCAGCGUUUAUUGAAUGCUGCUGGCGGCAUCGACCGUUUAGCUGCAACUCCCAAUUCAAAGGUGCCAAACUCCGGGGUAUCCCACUCAUCGCCGCUGCUAAGCAUUGCAGGCCCGUUGAUCCGCUUGCUUGGGGAGCGCUUGUCGCCUAUAUUAGCCGUUGCGCUUCUUGAUCUGCUGGUGGAAGAUAUUUUGAUGGUUCUACCAGUUACCAUUCCUGCAAUGCGCGUCUUUGGGCCUCAGCUCUUCCGAUGCCUCUCCAAAUGGCUCCUCAACGCCUUGCCUGCUCAAUCUCCCCCUGCGCUUUUCAAUGAAACGGAGGUCAAAAUUGUGCAACUCGCAAGCAAGGGUCUAUUGCUGGCAGCAUCCAUGGUGCCAAUUGCUAUGCGAGCACCUCUUUCCACCGAGCUUGCCGGUCGUGGAUACGUUCACCAUCAAGAUCCAAGCACUAAUUUGAGGAAAAUACUUGAUGAGCGUCCUAAAAAAAGUGCCGGUUUAUAUGAAACUGGUGACGCUGAUCAAGGCGAGGUUUCCGCAGCCGUAGGUCGCCUACUAGCGGCACUCGAAGCGGAUGUCGCUAAUAAAUAA